AUGAAGAAUGGUGUAGCAGCCCAUCUGCCUGAAGGACCACAAACAAACACCGAUAAGGAAGGGGGCCUGGGCAAGGGGAGGGGCCGGGGCAAGGGAGGGGGCCGGGGCAAGGGAGGGGGCCGGGGCAAGGGAGGGGGCCGGGGCAAGGGAGGGGGCCGGGGCAAGGGAGGGGGCCGGGGCAAGGGAGGGGGCCGGGGCAAGGGAGGGGGCCGGGGCAAGGGAGGGGGCCGGGGCAAGGGAGGGGGCCGGGGCAAGGGAGGGGGCCGGGGCAAGGGAGGGGGCCGGGGCAAGGGAGGGGGCCGGGGCAAGGGAGGGGGCCGGGGCAAGGGAGGGGGCCGGGGCAAGGGAGGGGGCCGGGGCAAGGGAGGGGGCCGGGGCAAGGGAGGGGGCCGGGGCAAGGGAGGGGGCCGGGGCAAGGGAGGGGGCCGGGGCAAGGGAGGGGGCCGGGGCAAGGGAGGGGGCCGGGGCAAGGGAGGGGGCCGGGGCAAGGGAGGGGGCCGGGGCAAGGGAGGGGGCCGGGGCAAGGGAGGGGGCCGGGGCAAGGGAGGGGGCCGGGGCAAGGGAGGGGGCCGGGGCAAGGGAGGGGGCCGGGGCAAGGGAGGGGGCCGGGGCAAGGGAGGGGGCCGGGGCAAGGGAGGGGGCCGGGGCAAGGGAGGGGGCCGGGGCAAGGGAGGGGGCCGGGGCAAGGGAGGGGGCCGGGGCAAGGGAGGGGGCCGGGGCAAGGGAGGGGGCCGGGGCAAGGGAGGGGGCCGGGGCAAGGGAGGGGGCCGGGGCAAGGGAGGGGGCCGGGGCAAGGGAGGGGGCCGGGGCAAGGGAGGGGGCCGGGGCAAGGGAGGGGGCCGGGGCAAGGGAGGGGGCCGGGGCAAGGGAGGGGGCCGGGGCAAGGGAGGGGGCCGGGGCAAGGGAGGGGGCCGGGGCAAGGGAGGGGGCCGGGGCAAGGGAGGGGGCCGGGGCAAGGGAGGGGGCCGGGGCAAGGGAGGGGGCCGGGGCAAGGGAGGGGGCCGGGAUAAUAAGAUAGAGGGAUCAUGGGUGAAAUUUGUGGCAAUUGGAUGCACUGUAAAUCCUGAAGGUGUAAAUCUAGAUUUGGGAAUUGCUUGA
Messenger RNA from Schistocerca serialis cubense, 1098 nucleotides. RefSeq lists its product as uncharacterized. Lineage: Eukaryota; Metazoa; Arthropoda; Insecta; Orthoptera; Acrididae. The record is from RefSeq and is a predicted model, not a curated record. Bases 1 to 1098 code for a protein of 365 amino acids. The transcript has 3 exons.